AUGAAUGCAACAACCACGACUCCCCAUACACCAACAGCAAGGAAGUAUCCCACGAGCUCGCAGGGUUCUUCUACCAGUCAGCAGAAGGGCACGACCACACCCUCUGGGAUCCACAAAUCGCCGACAAUCCAGCAAGCUUCCAAAGUUGUAGGAUCCAAUACUCCUCUUAAGGCGCAGCAAGGAUCCAACACAGUACCCUCAGACGCGCCCACUCCAGCACAGAAGAGGAAGUGGGAGGGCGCAGAGUGGGCUGGGAAGCUUACUUUGCCAAAGAAGAGAUCUCGUGGAGGCAAGAACCAGGGAGCGGACGUUCCGAUGGCUCAAAUGCUACCACAGAAGAAGCCGCUGACUGAAGACGGGGAGUCGAACAGCGAGACUCCGAACCCAGUAUCAACAACAAAUCCGUCAACAACAACGAAGUCAUCAACACCAUCCCAAAUGUUUAUUCCGGCCCAAGAACUCCAAGUACCAAACGCCAACACCACCGCCCACUUCCUGUUCACCUGUGCAAUCCACAACGCACCAUCUCUCAUCCCGAACAGCCCCUACAGCAACCCCAUAUCCUCAUUGCACGUCGAUAACAUCGCCAACGCCAUGUGGCAAGUCGCCUUCGCUCAUCAGGACGGGGUCAUGCUUCAGCAAGUGUGCAUGUACUGCGCCAUGUACAGCGAGUUGAAGUUGAGAGCGUUGGCGAAGUUGAAUUUCCUGCCCAGCUGGUGGUUCUUGCGGGAGAUGGCGGUGUGCGAGUUACACGGGCAGGGGUGGAUGGUCGACGACGCUGUUAUGCAGGGUACUUGGGUGACUGCGGUGGCAUAUUGUCAGAAGAUCAUGGGCGCUCAGGGAAAAACGGUCGCGAGUCAUGGGGAGCAUGUUAUGGCGUGGAAGGUUGAGCAGUGA
Molecule: messenger RNA, 897 nt
Organism: Dothidotthia symphoricarpi CBS 119687
Lineage: Eukaryota; Fungi; Ascomycota; Dothideomycetes; Pleosporales; Dothidotthiaceae
Exons: 4
Coding region: 1-897 (298 amino acids)
Source: RefSeq, a predicted model, not a curated record